Molecule: messenger RNA, 1093 nt
Organism: Parathielavia appendiculata
Lineage: Eukaryota; Fungi; Ascomycota; Sordariomycetes; Sordariales; Chaetomiaceae
Product: P-loop containing nucleoside triphosphate hydrolase protein
Exons: 4
Coding region: 227-943 (238 amino acids)
Cellular component (GO): cytoplasm
Source: RefSeq, a predicted model, not a curated record
AGGUUGAAAUGGAGACUCGGCUAUGGUGUUGGAGCGGGAAAGAGUCCGGCAACAGUGGGCCUCCGCCCUCCGGCCAUUUUCUCCAAUCUCCGCUCCGAUCCCCCAACCGCUCUUCGGGUCCGAAGUAAACAAUCACCCGUUUCGGUACCUCCGUCUCAGGGCGUUGUUCUCAUGACAGCACCCGAGUCCCUUGAUUCCCAAGUCGACACAUCACCUACCAGCAGCUAUGGAUGAAGUACUAAGUCGCCUGGUCGACAAGGCCUGGGCCACGUACCUUGACACGCCAGAAAACACUCGUUGUUUAAUCGCCCUCGGCGGCAUCCCCGGCUCUGGCAAAACCACCCUCUCAGCCCGCCUGACCGCAUCGCUCAACGCCCGACAUGCCGCCACCUCACCGCCCGGCACACCCGGCGUCGCAGUCUUCCUACCCAUGGACGGCUUCCACUACGCGCGCGCCCAGCUCGACGCCAUGCCCGACCCAGCGACGGCCCACGCCCGCCGCGGCGCCGAGUUCACCUUUGACGGCACAGCCUUUCUGCGGCUGGUGCAGCGUUUAAAUGAGCCGCUGACCGACACUACACCAACCGUCUUCGCGCCAUCAUUCGACCACGCGCUGAAAGACCCCAAGGAGGACGACAUAGCCGUUGAGAGGACCCAUCGGAUUGUCGUGCUCGAGGGGAACUACCUCCUCCUAGACAAACACCCCUGGUCCCUCGCCUCUUGCCACUUCUCCCUCAAGAUCUUUGUCUCUGUCGCGCCGCAACUCGCCCGCGCCCGCCUCGUGGCACGCCAUCUCGCAGCGGGGCUCUGCUCCACGCCAGCCGAGGCCGACCAGCGCGCAGUCGAGAACGAUCUGCCCAACGGAAAGGAAAUUGUCCGGCUGCUGAUCAAGGACGUGGACGACGUCGUCGAGAGUUGCGAGGAUGACGGGUGGGCUGGGUAGGUUAGGCGGUUGACCUGGAUAGAGGAAAGGGUUUGGGUUUAGUUAGGUAACGUUUCUCAUGGAAAGAAAGACGACAGGGCGUUAAGGGGGGCAGACAAUGUUUGCUGGUCUAGUUUGAUACUCCACCUGUUUCCGCUCAUUUCUGUCCUC